CACUUGCUUGGUUGCAUCCAGUAGUGAUGACCUGAUGACAUAUUUGCUUUAUAAAUAUUCUAAAAUAAUUAUUGAAUUAAAAAGUUGAAAUACGUUAAUUAAAAUAAGAUUGUUAUAAACUUUAUACUACAAUGUAAAGUAUGUAAUAAGCUUGGUAGUGUGUGAAAGAUGGACUGUUAUUAUUGUGUAGUGCUGUUACCGCUAUUAGUUGGUCAUAUUCAUAAUCAUAUUUCAAAUGUUUUAAGUCAAUACGUUAUCAAUUAAUAACAUCUCAUAAGGUUUAAGCAUGUAUUCUGCUUCAGAUGUUUUAAAUAGGUACUAAAUAUUGCAAAGCAGACUAUAUCAAAUGGAAGCAAGUAGCUCUGAAAAUAGAAAUAGAAGUGAUUUAGAUUGGUCACGUUAUGGAUUAGGGGCAGAAAGUUCAGCUCGUGCAAGGAGCAAUACAACUGGUUUUGUUGAUUUAAGCAGUUCAAAUGAUUAUGGCAUCGGGGGACACCAAGCAUCUGGAGCAAAUGAGUUAUUUGCAGAGGAGCAAGGGGAUGUACCAUGGUGGAAAUCAAACUUUUUUAUUUCCCAGCCAGUCCUAUUUGGAACGUGGGAUGGUGUGUUUACAUCUUGCAUGAUUAAUAUUUUUGGUGUAAUUGUAUUUCUCAGGUCCGGAUGGAUUGUUGGACAAGCAGGUGUAAUUAGUGCUGUUCUUAUAGUCCUAUCAUCUGUUUUUACAGCUUUAAUAUCAGUUUUAUCAGCUGUUGGAAUUUGUGAAAGAUGUAGAGUAGAAAGUGGUGGUGUAUAUUUCUUAAUUGCCCAUGUUUUGGGUUCAAGAUUUGGUGGAUCACUUGGUCUUUUGUAUUGCUUUGGUCAAGCAGUUGGUUGUGCACUAAAUGUUCUUGGAUUUGGGGAAUCAAUGGCAGGUUUAAUAGGAUUAGAAAAUUCUACUUGGGCUACCAGGGGUAUUGCAAGUGCAGCUGUUUUAUUCCUAGGCAUUAUUAAUAUUGCUGGUGUCAAGUGGGUUAUUAAGUUGCAGUUUGUUUUGUUGCUUAUUCUUCUUUUGGCUGGCUUAGACUUCAUGGUUGGAAGCUUUGUUCAUACUGAUCCAGAAAACGGAUUCGAAGGUUGGCUAACAGGAAAUUUAGGUCGCAAUGUUUGGUCUGACUAUAAGAAUGGAUAUAGUUGGUUUACAGUGUUUGGUGUUUUCUUUCCCACAAUAACUGGUGUGCUUGCGGGUAUUAACAUGAGUGGAGAUUUGAGAGUACCUUCAACAAACAUUCCCAAUGGGACUUUGGCUGCCAUUACUACAGGAACAUUUUUGUACCUUGUAUUUGUAUUUUUUUUGGGAGCUACAUGUACCCGUGAAGUUUUAUUAACAAAUUUCAUGAUAGCUGAAAAGGUUUCAGCUGUAAGUGUCUUGCUUUUAGCGGGACUUUAUGUAGCUUCAAUGUCAAGUUGUUUAGGAGCAAUGUAUGGCACACCAAGAGUACUACAAUCCAUUGCCCUUGAAAAUGUCAUACCAGGAAUGGGUGCUUUAGGAAUGGGUAGGGGACCAAAUAAGGUGCCUUUAUAUGCAUUAGCUGUAACAGCCACAGUUACUUUGACUUUUAUAUUAAUAGGAGAAAUAAAUACAUUGGCCCCAGUUGUAACUAUGCCAUUUCUUCUCACUUAUGCCAGUAUAGACUACGCUUAUUUUGCGUUAGCGCAAACUUUCGAUAUUCAACAUCAAAAAGAGCAACGUUUUUGUAACCCUAAAACUAUGAGAUCGUCAAGUAGAAGUGAGUCACUCAAUGGGGAUGUAAAUGAUUUGGAUAAUUUAUUUCCCGAAAGAGUACAACAUAGAAAUAUACAGAAAGAUGUUAGUUGUUCUACUACUAGUACUACAGAUGAUAGUGAAACAACCCCAAUUGCCUUUAAGCAGCAAGUGCAUUCAAAAUCUAAAAAUUGGUAUUCUUGUUUAUGUAAUCGAUGGCUUUCACUUUUUGGGUUAGUAGUUAAAUGCGUUAUUAUGUUUCUCGUUCACUGGGCGUACGCUAUAGUAUGCGUUGUAGCAGUCUUUUUAGUGUGGCUUUACAUUGGAACCGCAAAUCCUGCAGUAAAGCCUGGAAUAUCAUCUGAUUUUCACUUUUUUAGGUGGUUAAAAAACGUAUUACUAAAAUGUUGCGGAAAACGAGUUACUGAAUAUGAACAAAUUGUAGUAACACCAACACAUCCUGGUCUAAAUGUGACCUCAACACAAUUAAACGAAGACAAUGAAGACUUUGCAUAUCGAAGAAGAUAUCACCAAUCUGCCACAGUUCAUGGUCAUAUGGUCGCUGUUGAUGACUAAUCACAUUUUUCACGUGCAACUAGUAAACUUUAAAACUGUAUUUUUAUACGUAUUUGAUAAAAACCAAGUGAGUUUUUGUAA
Molecule: messenger RNA, 2398 nt
Organism: Agrilus planipennis (emerald ash borer)
Lineage: Eukaryota; Metazoa; Arthropoda; Insecta; Coleoptera; Buprestidae
Product: solute carrier family 12 member 8
Exons: 10
Coding region: 347-2317 (656 amino acids)
Biological process (GO): potassium ion import across plasma membrane; chloride transmembrane transport; potassium ion homeostasis
Cellular component (GO): membrane
Molecular function (GO): potassium:chloride symporter activity
Source: RefSeq, a predicted model, not a curated record